This is a messenger RNA of Asterias rubens (European starfish), 3635 nucleotides long. Its product is annotated as NADPH oxidase 5-like. The coding region runs from base 149 to 2653 and encodes 834 amino acids. Gene Ontology annotation, biological process: superoxide anion generation; defense response. The record is from RefSeq and is a predicted model, not a curated record. Gene Ontology annotation, molecular function: calcium ion binding; superoxide-generating NAD(P)H oxidase activity. Gene Ontology annotation, cellular component: plasma membrane; NADPH oxidase complex. NCBI's taxonomy places the organism in Eukaryota, Metazoa, Echinodermata, Asteroidea, Forcipulatida, Asteriidae. The transcript has 14 exons.
GAGAGGAGUUCAGCUACACCAGUGAGUCUCUUUUCACCCGACUAAAGAGCCAACCGCGCGUUUUGUACAAUCUAGAAAUUAAACUGAAGGGUUUUGUGCGGGAGGCGGCUUUCUUGAACCUACGUUACUAUUCAUUGUACCAUAAACAAUGGGUAAGGCCAAAGAUAGAUCUGUUAAAAGGAGACGAAGUCAGGAAGGAAGACGUGUAAGGGAUGUUGACUCCGAAUGGCUUCAGUGGGCGGAGUCACAGUUUGCAGAAAUCGCAGGAAAAGAUUCAGAUAUUGACAGGGAAAGCUUCAAGAACGCUUUGGGGAUACGAAAUGUGUUUUUUGCAGAUCGUUUCUUUGACAUGUUCGACGAUGACAACAGUGGUACGAUAUCGCAGGUCGAGAUGCUGAAUGGUUUGUUCCUCCUCAACGAAGGUACAACGGAAGACAAAAUCAAAUUCUUCUUCGACGUGUACGAUGCGGAUCAUACUGGGUUCAUCGAUAGAGAUGAGCUACGAUGCCUCGUGAAGACCGGGAUGGAGGAAAGUUCAGUGCGUCUCAGUGAGGUGAAGAUGGAUCACCUGACAGAUACCCUGUUUACGAGUGCCGACAAGGACAACAGCGGUACUAUCUCAUUUGAUGAGUUUAUGGGCUCCUUGAGGCGGUAUCCAGAUAUGAUCGACAACUUCUCCAUUGGAGCCACAGCUUGGUUAAGAUCUUCUGGUUCUAAAGCAACACACCGCAAAGAAAGUGGUUGGCUGACGCGAAAGGCCGUCUACAUUAGGAACAAUGUCAAGUUGAUUGUGUUCCUCCUCGCCAUUGUUUUAGUGAAUUGCGCCCUCUUCGCCUAUUCCGCGUAUCGGUAUUCGUUAGUACCAGACACUAAUGCGUUUUUAAUCAUUGCUCGUGGUUGUGGUAUGGCGUUGAACUUCUCCGGUGCAGUGGUAGGGAUUAUGAUGCUUCGUAAAGCCUUGAGUUUCCUGAGGUCGACUUGGUUGAUCCGUAUACUUCCCUUUGAUCAUACUAUUGGAAUUCACAAAAAACUUGGAUAUCUUAUUCUCACCCUGUCGUUCAUACACACAGUCUGCCAUGUCGGCAAUGCAUUUACUUUACAGAGCUACAAGAACUUCACGGCACUCGAGUUGCUACUCACCGACCCGUCCCUCGUACCGGUAGGACUACAGGUCGGUAGGCUAGAGGGGAGCGCCUUCAUCACGGGCUGGCUCCUUGAUGCCGUACUGCUCGUCCUCAUAGUCGGAUCUCUCUCAUUCGUCAGACGAUCGGGUCACUUUGAGGUGUUUUUCUGGACUCACAAGAUAUGUUACAUGUUGUUCUGGGUCCUUCUCAUACUACACGGGCCGAACUUUUGGUGUUGGUUUGUUGGCCCCGCCGUGUUGCUGCUUCUCGAGGCGUUCAGUGAGACAACAAUCGUCAAGGCACUUCGCUUCGGCAAGACAUACGUGAAGGAGGUUAACUUAUUACCUUCUGGUGUUACUCAUUUGGUCUUAACGAGACCAUCUAACUUCAAAUAUCAAGCAGGUGAUUACAUCUUCAUACAAAUUCCCAAGAUGGCACCCCACGAGUGGCACCCGUUUACAAUAAGCAGCGCUCCCGAGCAAAUGGAUGUUAUUUCUGUCCACGUACGGUCGGCCGGUAACUGGACCAAGUGCAUGUAUCAGUACUUCGAUCUGAUGACGUCAUUACAGCGUCCUCACAAGGUAUCCGUUCGAGGGAAUGUCAACCGUGGUUUUGAAAUGUCUUCGGCAACAGAGGGGGUAAAUGAUGGGACCAUCGCUACUGUAUUUGAAACAUCAAUUGAGAUACUGGAUGAUGACGGAGAUUCGGAGAUCAAAGAUGUUCACGAGGAUGGACCGCAAGUCUUGAAGAUCCGCAAGUUUCAGCCGCCCUCAAAAGUGAACCCUAGUGGCCCAGAUAUUGCACCUGGAUCAGCUGCGGAGAACCAGGAGCCAACUGUCAAGCCUACAGAAAUCCAGAACGAAGAACAAAAACGAAACUCCAGCAACAUGAAGUUUGAUUUGAAAACCAAGGGUAGAAUACGUGUUCAUAUCCAAGGGCCAUACGGUACCCCAAGCACCAGUAUCUUUCAGUCGGAGCAUGCCGUACUGAUUGGAGCAGGAAUUGGUGUCACUCCAUUUGCCUCCAUUGUCCAAUCCAUUAUUUACAGACAUCAUAGUAUUCUAAAUGAGUGUCCAAACUGCAAUCAUUCCUGGGUGGACAACGAGAAACAAGAGCGGGCACUCAGAGUAAAAAAGGUAGAUUUUAUUUGGAUGAACCGGAACUACAUGGCCUUCGAAUGGUUCGUCGACCUGCUGUUACAUCUGGAGAACGAACAGAGUCACUAUUCACUGGAUCGGUUCCUAGACAUCCACCUCUUCAUGACCGGUAUGAAGCGAUUUGACAUGAAGAAUAUUGGCCUCCAGAUGGCGCUAGACUUGGUUCACGAGAAGGAAGAACGUGACUUACUGACGGGGCUCCGGACCAAGUUGCAGGCUGGUAGACCUGACUGGAAAAAGCUCUUCAACAAGCUCAAGUCUGAGAACAAGGGGAAGGUAUCGGUGUAUUUCUGUGGGGCGCCAGCGCUGGGAGCAGUCAUCAGGAGCCACUGCAAUGACUUCAACUUUACUUUCCACAAGGAAAAGUUCUAAAAGAUAUAAGAGAAUCACAGAGAAAAGGAUAUAUUUUUGCCCGUAUUGGAUUGCCCAUGUUUCCCCCAUAAUGAUACCCACAAUAUGGGCCACUGCAUACUCUGCCCAUAAUAUGGGGUUGCCCACAUAAUUCCCAAGAUACCCAUUAUGGACCCUUAUUCUUGCCCAUUAUGGACCCUUAUUCUUGCCAAUAUGGGAAUAAUCACCAUAACCCACGCACAGAAGGGCCCAUAUAGGCCUAGGUACCACAUGGGUUGGCCCACAGCCCGGCCCAUAUGGCCCAGAUAUUUACAAUAUGGGCCACAUAAGGGCUUGCUAGGGAUGGAUUCCACAUCGUCUCUUACAUGGACAUAAACAGAUUGGUAUACACAAAAUACUUCUAUUUCCAAGUAAAGUGCAGACUUCAUGGUAUGAGUAUCAAUAUGCCAGCAAAUGACCAAUCUAUUGGUUCUGCUCACUGCCGUAUAUUAAAUUAAAUUAUACUAUAUUAUGGGUUAGUAAUUCUAAGAACGCUUUUGUUUUUAUUGUUUCUUUGCAUUGCGCUUCUUUUUAAUGUCAUGUAUGCAUAAUAUUGUAAAUAGAAAAGAGUUAAUAAUUGUAUUAUUUCCGAAUAAUAUUGUUGGUAUUAUUGGUAAUUUUUGUUGUGACUACCACUGAUUAAUAAUUUCACCCCAAUUCCCCAAGAAAAGAGGACUUCCACGUUUGUAAAAAUAAUAAACUUAUAAGAUCAUUUUAAGAAUCAAGAUGUUUGAAAAAAAGUGCACUCAAUUUCAAACCAACGCUAGGCCAAUAUACAGACUGUGUCUUAAAAGUUUAGCCCAUGCAAUGUGCCUCUUGUUGUACGUGUCCUGUGCUUUCUCAAUGAUCUAAAUUGUUAACAGGGAGAUUUGAGAAUUAGAAGCGAGUGAAUUUAAAGACACUGGACAUUAUUGGUAAUUGUCAAAGACCAGUUUUCUCACUUGGUGUAUCUCGACAUAAUAUG